AUGAAGAAAGGGGCGAGGAUGCUGCCGCCGCCGUCACCACCGUUGCCGGUGCUGCUGCUGCUGCUGGAGCGGACUGCGAUAACCAGUCCUUUGUGCUUCGAAUCAAGCUGUGGAAGAAUGGCUGUCAGAGCGGAAUUCAACUCCGACGAAGGCGGGCUGUGGUGCGGCUUGCUGCUCCGCUUGGUGGCGCGAUCUUCUCCCCUCACAGCGUCCCGUGAUUAUCGGUUUGGCGCAAUCUCGUCAUUUGACUCUUGGUCGUCGCUGUCGCCGUCAUCGUCCUUGUUCACUCCCACGUCUUCUUCAUCUCCCGGUUCUUCGCACGUCCAGAGCUCCGCCAACUCCCUCGUCCUGCGCCUCUCCAUCGUCAGCGCGGGGCUGGAAACGCCAUCUCCUCACACGUACCAAGACCCUUUCGACCGAAGUGCGUCCGAUCGAACCAUCGCGUUGCUUCCGUUGCAAUUCUCAUCCAAAGGCUUCACCCCGACCUCCUCUUCCAAAGGCGACUGA
Molecule: messenger RNA, 507 nt
Organism: Pseudozyma hubeiensis SY62
Lineage: Eukaryota; Fungi; Basidiomycota; Ustilaginomycetes; Ustilaginales; Ustilaginaceae
Exons: 2
Coding region: 1-507 (168 amino acids)
Source: RefSeq, a predicted model, not a curated record